GACACUCACAAGGAGACGCGUGCACAACAUUUGCAACGAAAAGCGCGCGUAGUGCACUCAUCUGGCGAAAUCAUAUUUAUAAACAAAUUAAAAACGCUGAUCAACGCACAAUAAACAAUCGUCAUGGGAAUUUUAGGCCUUUCGAAGCUUAUUGCAGAUUUGGCGCCACUUGCAAUACGUGAAAGUGAAAUAAAAAACUUUUUUGGUCGUAAAGUUGCCAUUGAUGCUAGCAUGUGUUUGUACCAAUUUUUAAUUGCGGUUCGAUCCGAGGGCGCCCAGCUGGCUACUGUUAACGGCGAUCCAACCUCACAUCUGAUGGGCAUGUUCUAUCGAACCAUUCGGCUGCUCGACAAUGGCAUUAAGCCGGUCUACGUCUUCGAUGGAAAGCCGCCAGAUUUGAAGGCUGGUGAGCUUGCCAAGCGCGCCGAGCGACGCGAGGAAGCUGAAAAGGCACUCAAAGUCGCCACCGACGCGGGCGACGAGGCGGAGAUAGAGAAAUUCAAUCGUCGCUUAGUGCGUGUCACCAAGGAGCACUCGAACGAAGCCAAAGAGCUGCUUAAGCUUAUGGGUGUUCCAUACGUGGAUGCGCCCUGCGAGGCUGAGGCCCAGUGCGCUGCUCUAGUCAAGGCAGGCAAAGUGUAUGCCACGGCAACGGAAGAUAUGGACGCACUAACCUUUGGAUCUUGCAAGCUGCUCCGUUACCUGACGUACAGCGAAGCGCGUAAGAUGCCCGUCAAAGAGUUCAGCUACGACAAGGUGCUGCAGGGCCUGGAGCUAACGAGCAAGGAGUUUAUCGAUCUGUGCAUUCUCAUGGGAUGUGAUUACUGCGACAGCAUCAAGGGCAUCGGACCCAAGCGCGCCAUAGAGCUCAUCAAAACCUAUCGAGACAUUGAGACCAUAUUGGAGAACAUUGACACCAGCAAAUAUAUAGUGCCAGAGAACUGGAACUAUCAAAGAGCGCGCGAGCUGUUUGUGGAGCCAGAAGUAACAGACGCGAGCACAAUUGAUCUGAAAUGGACGGCUCCCGACGAGGAUGGCCUGGUGCAGUUCCUCUGCGGGGAUCGCCAGUUCAACGAAGAACGCGUACGCAAUGGUGCCAGAAAGUUGCUCAAGUCCAAGCAGUCACAGACGCAGGUGCGACUCGAUAGCUUCUUCAAGGCACUGCCCAGUUCGCCCAACGCCACUGCUGCGGCCAAGCGGAAGGCCGAGGAGAUCAAGAAGAGUGCGAACAAUAAGAAGGCGAAGACAAGCGGCGGCAGCGGUGCUGCACGCGGCAGGAGACCAAAGUAAUCUAAGAUAACAACCAGUUCCCAACGAAAAAAUACAAAUUUCUUUAAUUUAACCACAAAAUCAUAUUGCUAACACUUUAAGCUUAGAAACUAAUCGUCGUACAAUUACAAAAACUCUUGAAGCUUAAA
This is a messenger RNA of Drosophila mojavensis, 1418 nucleotides long. RefSeq names its product flap endonuclease 1 (gene Fen1). Gene Ontology annotation, molecular function: RNA-DNA hybrid ribonuclease activity; DNA binding; magnesium ion binding. Gene Ontology annotation, cellular component: nucleus. The record is from RefSeq and is a predicted model, not a curated record. NCBI's taxonomy places the organism in Eukaryota, Metazoa, Arthropoda, Insecta, Diptera, Drosophilidae. The transcript has 2 exons. Bases 124 to 1290 code for a protein of 388 amino acids.